AGUGAAGGCAGUCAUCAACAACAAUUGCAAAAUGGCUGAACGGGAAAGGAAAGUUUCUGAUGACAAUUCGUCUUCUGCCUGUACAAAUACAAGCGGGGAUACGGCUAGCAAGUUCGAUCGCGUAGUUCUUCUCCAUUUCUUCAUCGUGUUUGUAUCGAGCUUUGCACUUGGUUUAUUGUUCCUUCAUUCAUCACUAACGUUCUGGAGAUUACAGAUUUAUGAAGAGAGUGGAUUUUUUGAUAACACCUUGGAUGCCAGCAGUCAUUAUAUUCCAAAAGGUGAUAUCGUCAAUGUUGUUACCUACAAUGCAAACUCAAGCUUUUCAUUGAUGAGAUGACAUUCCUAAACAAAAUGGCUGAGAUUGAAUAACGACAACCAAAGUUCUACAAAACACAAGGAUUGUAACCUAGAAACCAAUGGAAUAGACAACUGUUAAAUCACAGGAAAGAAGUCAGAUCCUGCUCUUUAUAAAGUUACAAACACACCAGCAAACUUGAAGGAUAUUGCCGACACCAAGAGUACGUAAUGUAGAACUGGCACCUUUGUGUUAAAGGUUUCUUUGCCCAGGGGCAAAGGAGAAAAAUAUUGUUCCCUGAAUGAUUAUCAUGGGCUGAAAAUGUUUACCAGUCAUUUUGUACCCACAGAUGCUUCAUACUCAGUGGAUUAGUGUCCAGCUUGGACCACUGAUACUUAGUCAGUUUGGUCUUUUUGUACCCAUAUUUAUUUAAGUAUGUGUUCCAUGUUAGAUAUGUGAAAAGAAAAGUGGGUUUCCCAUGUUAAGUAUCAGCAUCAUUUGUGUUAAAUAAGUUUUGUUAAUGUAGUGUUCAUUUUAAAUAUGCAAAUACCCCAAAUUUAAGGCCUGGAAACAAAACUGUAGAAUCUGGUCUUGUUAUUGCUAAGAAGUUCACAAGUACUCAACAGAAAUUUAUCUGUUUUACGGGCUUGACUCUUUAAUAACUAAUCGUAUGCAAUAAGUGACAUCUUUUCAUGUGCUUAUGCAUGUUCCCAUACCCAUAUUUUGUGAGAUGUUUUGGGUUGUGAUCAUCACUGAAUGUUGGAAUGGGUAUGAAUUGUCCAGUAGAUCCAUGGGAAUUGACACAAAGUGGGAAUGAAUUGUCCAGAUUUACAUGUGAAUUGACAGAGUACAAAAUGUCUGUGGGUGUAAUACCACGCACACUUAACAUCGUCAGUGAAAACCAGCCUAAAUGCAAUGAGGCUUAAAUAUUAUUUAGUAAGCUCAAGAACAGGUGUAUAAUGUCGCACAUUUAAUAUAAAGUGGGAGUGACAUCCUGCAAAAAUGUUAAAAAGUAUUUUAAACCUUAAAUUACUAGAGCAUAAAUUUUUUUUCCCCAACAUACAAGUCACACCAGUGUGAGGCCAAGAUUGCUGCUUGAAAAAUGGUGCAUUUGAUACUGACAUUUCAUGUAAUUCCAAUAUAUUUUGCCUCGUUUGAACAGUACAAGCACUAUUGCUGUGCACUAUGCUGUUUGUCCGGAAAAAAGAAACACUGGUUAACCAAACCUGACAAGUAUUUGAAACAUUUAUUUAUAGUGUAAUAAGUAGCUAGUGGUCAUGUAAAUGACAGUUAAUUUUGAGUGAUCGUAAGAUAAAUUCAAAUGAAUAAGUUUUGUCAUAAACUGCUGCCUGCAGCCGUUCAAUGAUGUAUUGUAAAUUGAUACAGCAAUUGUAUCAUGUAGAGAAAUUCAAGCGUUAAGAUUUUUGGGGGUGAUUCAGUUGUAAUAAUAAAAACAACACAUUUUUCCAUGAUUA
Messenger RNA from Stylophora pistillata, 1770 nucleotides. RefSeq lists its product as uncharacterized. NCBI's taxonomy places the organism in Eukaryota, Metazoa, Cnidaria, Anthozoa, Scleractinia, Pocilloporidae. The record is from RefSeq and is a predicted model, not a curated record.